Messenger RNA from Pocillopora meandrina, 981 nucleotides. NCBI's taxonomy places the organism in Eukaryota, Metazoa, Cnidaria, Anthozoa, Scleractinia, Pocilloporidae. The record is from the annotation of a GenBank genome assembly.
AUGAAUCUGUCGGAGCCUACCUAUUUACCCAGUACUGAGGUGGUCGGUGCUAACGUUGUCAUCUUUGCUAUUUUUGACUUCAUUUCGGGGACCUUUAUCAUUCUUGCCAACGGCUUUCUCCUCAUCACAAUUUACCGAGAUCCCUGUCGAUGUUUGCGCACUCCAUAUGUGUUACUCAUCGCCAAUCUUUCAGUCGCGGAUUUUUUAGUUGGAAUUGUGAGCAUCCUACGAGGUGUCGAAUUAACUCACUUCCACCGUGGUUUGGGAGACCUGCUCAUUGUGAACCUGGUUCAAUAUUUUAUCGGAGCUGUUUCGAUUCUCGCCGCUGUCUCCACUCUCAUGGCGAUGUCUUACGAACGAUAUGUUGCAGUGAUCAAACCUUUUCAAUAUCCUCACAAAAUCACCAACAAAAAAGCCAAGAUUGCUAUCGCAGUAAUUUGGAUAAACGGACUUAUUAUGUCUGUUCUUCCCAUAGCUGAUGUGAAAAGAGAGAACUUUUUGCUGGCCUAUUGCUACUCUCAUUUCGUGAUUCCAGCAUUUAUUCUAACAGCAGUUUAUGUUAAAAUAUCCAGGGCGGUUGCCCGUCAAAGAGAGGAACUUAAAAAUGUGCGCGAGAGUCUCACAGCGGCCAACAGAAGGAAACAAUUGGAAAAAGAGAACAGAAUGUUUAGGGCAUUUGUGUUCAUCCUUUCUAUAUUUUAUGUCUCAUUUGUACCUUAUUUCAUUCAUGUACAGAUUUUAUACUUUUGUUCCUGUCGAAACUCCUACGCCUAUCAUGUUUAUUAUUAUGUUGCGAACGAAUUUCUGACCAUUAGUUCCAUUAUCAAUCCCUUCUUGUAUGCCUGGAGACUUCCAAAGUUCAGCCGCUCGUUUCAUUCGUGGUUUGGAGGUUGGCUGGUCAAGAACUCAGGAGCGAGGUAUAACGAAAACCCACCCGGUCAGAAAGAGACAGUUACAGGUUCUAACUCCCAGCUUCCCUAG